AUGCAGCUGCACCGGACGUUUUACGUCGGCCGCCUCAAGAAGUACCAUCCAUCCGCAAUCCCGAACGUUCACACGUCUAUGGAUAGUACGCCGACAUUCCAGCGAGACGGGCCUCUGCCACUGAUUGACGCUUCACGUUGGAUCGUUGAGCAAAUUGUCGACCACGACACACAUCAGCUCUGCGGUGCUCGCGGUGGUCAACCCGGAGAGUCACCACGAGCACCCAAUGAUGACUACAACCCACGCGAGCGACAAAGCAGGUUGUCGUGGGACAUCGACGAUGUUAUGCCCAUGAUCCUGCCUGCUCUGACGCUGACAAUCGACGAGGCGCUUCACAAGGAUCCAGCUGCGUCUCGGCAACCUGGCCACUGCCAGCGCCGGUCCGCGAGGAUGAUUUCCAAGCUGUUGUUCAAUACCGUUGCUAACGCGAGGUUGAAAAAUCUAAAUGAGCGCAAGCGCGCGACAUCACCCAUGAACCACUUCCGGGUCGACAAUUGUGCUUGGUAG
Messenger RNA from Phytophthora nicotianae INRA-310, 507 nucleotides. RefSeq lists its product as hypothetical. Lineage: Eukaryota; Oomycota; Peronosporomycetes; Peronosporales; Peronosporaceae. The transcript has 3 exons. Bases 1 to 507 code for a protein of 168 amino acids. The record is from RefSeq and is a predicted model, not a curated record.